UCGUCUCUGCAAUAAGAAGCCGAAUAAUGGAUUGUCAAACUGUUAAUUUCGCAGUUGUCACUCAAAUGAGAAUUUUUUGUUGUCUGGAACAGUAACGUUAACAUCAAAACAUAAUUCUUUUUGCUUUGUAAUUAAUAAUUGAACUAAAGAGAAAAUGAUAUAAAGUGAUAUAAGUAUAACAUCUAGUUUAGUAAUCCCUGUAACAUGACCGUAAUUCAAACAAUGAAAAAGUUUAACAACAAAAUUCCAGGCACUUUGCCGCCACCUAAGACUGAAAUUGACGGAAAACUAGAAAAUUUAUCGUCAAAAACUAUACCCGAAUUACUAGAACUUCGAGAUAGACAGUUAAAGCUACUGAAUAACAAACCUUUUAUUAGUAAACUUGCUGACAAGGGAGAGAAGAUUCGUAUCUUAUUUGAUAAGAUAGAAAUCGAGUUAAAGAAUAAACAGGAGGAAGAACAAACCUGCCGCCUAUUCGGUGACAUGAAAAUCAAUAAUAUCGACAAAGAAUCAGUAGCAAAUGUUGAAUGGGAAGGUAAAAUACAGAAAAAUCAUAAUACAUAUCUAGAUUCCGAUGAUGACAGUGACCCAGAGGAUGUUUUACACAUAUUAAGUCAAACCACAUCUCAAGAAAAGAAGGUUAAGGUUUUACAGCCUGACAAACCAUUAAUAACGCCUGAAGAUCUUAUUAGUAUAGGAGAAAUACCAGUAGUAAAAAAGAUUAUAGAAAAAACUGAGAUUAACAUUAAGCCCAAAAAGACUAGCCAGUUUAAACCAUACAAAACAACAGUAUCCGAUGUUCAUAAUCCUGAAAAAGAAAUGCUUAGAAAGAAAAAUAAAUUUUGGGAAGUGACAGCGGCUACACCGCCUCCAAUAGUCCACGGACCUGCAAAAACAUUAAGUUUAGAAGAGUCAUUGAAACUGCAACAGAAACACAAUAGACAUCUCAAAGAAAUUGAAGUACAACAUGCUGCUGAGAAACUCUUGGCUCGAACAAGUAUAAAAAUGGCAGAACUUCCAGAAGAUAUUUCCAAAUUUGGGACUUAUAGAGAUAGCGAUGAUACAAAAUCUGAUGAAUCUGAUCCUGAGGGUAGUGAUAAAGAGGUGUUAGAUGAAGAACCAGAAAGAGGAGGAGUUGUGUUUACAGUUAUGAAAUAAAUGUAAAAAAUAAUAAAAUUUGUUUUCAAAAUAAAUCAA
Messenger RNA from Melitaea cinxia (Glanville fritillary), 1197 nucleotides. RefSeq lists its product as uncharacterized. Gene Ontology annotation, molecular function: transcription elongation factor activity. The transcript has a single exon. Gene Ontology annotation, biological process: transcription elongation by RNA polymerase II. The record is from RefSeq and is a predicted model, not a curated record. The coding region runs from base 205 to 1158 and encodes 317 amino acids. NCBI's taxonomy places the organism in Eukaryota, Metazoa, Arthropoda, Insecta, Lepidoptera, Nymphalidae. Gene Ontology annotation, cellular component: nucleus.